Molecule: messenger RNA, 3595 nt
Organism: Mercenaria mercenaria
Lineage: Eukaryota; Metazoa; Mollusca; Bivalvia; Venerida; Veneridae
Product: endothelin-converting enzyme 1-like
Exons: 15
Coding region: 375-2867 (830 amino acids)
Biological process (GO): protein processing
Cellular component (GO): plasma membrane
Molecular function (GO): metalloendopeptidase activity
Source: RefSeq, a predicted model, not a curated record
UCUGAUUAACGGAUCCUUUUGCCAAUAACUUGAUGGAAAGAAGCUAGGACCACAGAGAACGUAACUGUACACAUUUAUUGGAAUACUACCAUAUUGAUAAAGUUUUGUGAAACUUUGUAUUAAAAUAAUUUGAGAGGGGGAAGAGUAGCUCAGUCCAAAGUGAAAACUCCUGGACAUGAAAUUAUCGGAAAACAGUGUUCAAACUUUUUUGAAACUUUGUAAAAUUUUGUAUUUAAACAAGCUUAAUAGGGAGGGGUAACGGCAACAUUAAAAGUUAUUUAAGACGUGUUUUUGGAAUUUAUAGUAUAAAAGUUGUGACACUUCCAGCCAAUAUACGAUGAUCUCUGCUGGCUUACUCCAGGACCUGACACUAGAUGUUCAGAAUGCCAGCUGAAGUGAUAACUACAGAAAGGUACGCCGUUUAUUCUACUGACGGUUCCAAUGACGACAAAUCCAUUUGUUCGGAGAGAAACAGCUUCAUUUAUCGUGAUCCAGAUUGUACCGAUUUAACUGACCUCAAACACUUAAAUGGUAAGAUACCAUCAAGUUCCCCAGCCCUCUCCACAACAACCAUUGAUAAAUGGGGAUCAUACUGGUCUAAAAGGGAAAGGUGUUGUUGCUUUUGGAACUUUCUACUUACAGUUUCUUUGAUAGUUACUGUGACAGUUGUGAUAUUGGCGACUAAAGGGGUUGUUUUCUCGAGUAAUGUCAACAGAAAUAAAUCUGGAAAUGCGCAUGAACAGGGAUUGCCAGGAUAUAUAGCACCCAUCAAUGUCCAGUGUACAAACCAGCCACCACUACCAAAGACAUGUGAAGACGAUGUGUGUUUGAAAAGUAGCUUGGACGUUCUUAGCAAAAUGAAUACAACUAUAGAUCCCUGCCAGGACUUUUAUUCCUACGCAUGUGGAGGAUUUAUGGACAAGGUUCGUUUGUCUUGGAACUCACCACGGAAGAGAAUGGAUCCUGAUUUCAUUAUGGAUAAACAUGUGCAUACAUUACUUGAUAGUCUUUCAGAAGAUAUUCAAAGAGCUGACUCGGGCGAGGUGCGUGUGAUUAAGAAAGUGUACAAGUCAUGUGUUCAACACAAAGAUGCUUCAUUAUUGCAAGUAAGACGAGUAAUUGAUUCCCUCGGUGGUUUCGAAUUUGGUUCCUCUGUAAGGACAAAGCAGUUAGACUUGACAACGCUGUUGUCAGAGGUGAUCUUGAAGUACGGAAUAUCGCCACUGUUUGAUAUGGAUAUAAGGAAAGAUGGAAAAAUUUGUAUCUACAACCAGUUCGCUGAUGAAACUGUGAAAAAGCGAUUGAAGUCUGGCAAGCCUAUACAUAGAUAUAAAUUCCUGAAACCAAGUGAUUUUUACUACAGGAACGAGGAUACUGAUUUGAUUCUCCAAGCGUACAAGAAGUAUAUCAGCGACUUCCUAGCGUAUAUAAUGGGGAUCAAUAGCACAGUGAUAAGUGACGAACGAUUCAUGUCCAUGGUGGAUGACAUUUAUCAUUUAAGCGUGUUUAUGAACAGGGUGUUCUAUACGGAAGAUGUUACCAUUUCAUCAGAUGAGAUGUCAAGAUGCAAGAGUUCAUUAAAUGCUGACGAGCUGCAGGCCAAGUACAACUACAAUAUUUCAUGGAACGACUUACUUUCUUCACUAUUCAAAAACACGCCGUUUUUCCAUAACUAUACAAUAUGCAAAGUGUCUCUAACGACUUCUCUAUCUGACGUUCUAUCUGGAUUUACUUUCACAACCCUUAAGCGAUAUAUAAUUCUCCAGGUUUUAACCGACAGCGAUAUUUCUCUUUUAUUGCCGACCCAAACACCAAAGUUUAAAAAUAUCUCCUGGAAUCACGGUGCCUUAUUUGGAAAAAACUAUGCUCAGCUGACAGAUUACGACUGUCUGAGACAAAUUUCCAAACAUUUACCCAUGUAUUAUGUGAUACUUAACCAUUUAUCGGACCAAUUAAAUGACACCCUGAUGAGAUUAUUUACAGACUUGAUCUCAAGUAUUGAAGGAAUAAUUAGAGAUCUAUACUGGAUACCAAUUAAGCAGAAACAAUAUUUGCUAACAGAACUUAAAGGCUUGACUAUGCAUCUCGAGUGGCAAAACACUGCCUAUGAAUCUCUUAUAACAUAUAUGCAAAACGUAACCGAUGAUUAUUUCGACAAUAUACAUCUGAUGAUAAAUUACAGAAUGAAAAGGUAUUUAAGUGGACAUGCACCACGAGUAUUUAUGACUGAGGAUUCUUCUAUAUUUUCUUUGACAGAUAAAGAGUUGGAGAUACCAGCUUCUGUGAUGCAAGUGCCCUUUAUAUAUGCUUCAGCUAUUCCCAGUUUGUGGCUCGGCUCCGCGGGAACCUACAUUUCACAAGCAAUAUCACAAUUGUUUGACAUUGAAGCCCUCUUACGAUUUCUGACGGAGGACAAAAUAGAUCACAAGGUGGCGCUAACUAUAGCUUUCCGAUUGCAAUGUCUUCUAGACGAGUAUAAUAAAUAUCAUUUACCUACAGAGAAUGGUGACCAAGAACAUAUUCGAGGAGAUCUGACAAAAAGUGCCAAUUUUAAAGACAGCCUUGCUCUUCGAGUGGUGUAUGAUACGUAUUCCAAAAUAUCAGAAGGCAAAGACAUAAAUCUAAACAUUCCAGGUGUCAAGUUUACCCACGACCAGUUAUUCUUUCUUUCGUAUGCGCAGAGUAUGUGUGAAAAGACAAGUAUACGAGGAACGAGACUUUACUAUAUUGAUACUGCCUCUACACACCAUUCACCGGGAAAAUACAGAGUUAUUGGUACAUUGUCGCACUUCAAGAAAUUUGCAGAGGCUUUCAGGUGUCCACCAAGUUCAGAGAUGAAUCCAAAGAAUAAAUGUACAUUUUUCUAAAAUAAAUGUGUUAUAUGCAAAAGCAUUUCUGAUUUAAAACUCUGUUGGACAAAGCAAAAGAUUUCAGGGAGCGUACAGAACUUCCAUGUCGAAAUCAAACUUUGGCGUGUGAUAUUUGAAUGAAAUAAAUCGCCCACAUGGCUGUGUACCUACAUGCAGCUGGAUUUCAACAAAACAAGACACAACAUCAUCAAUUGUCUAUAACGUCUGAUACGUACUGAAUACUUAUCACUUGCUUUCAGUGGCAGAAUGAACAUAUGCAAAUACUGAGCCUGUACGAAUGAGGUUGUUUAUAUUAAGCAGCAUCGAAACUUAUCGUAUCUUGUUAGUGAAUAUGCUGUGAAAUGUGCACGCUCGUUUGUACUGCUAGGCACUUUGCCGUAAUUGGGCUGGUACUGGUAUAUUGUGGUGGUGAUCUGUCCGUAAAAAUUCUCUCUACCUAAAGUAAUUCAUAAUUUGAACUAUAUCCUAGUGGAUCUUAUGUGUGGAAAAAUUAAGUCUUCUGAAUUUAAUUAUAUCAACAAUGUAUAAUAUUAUACAUCUGAUUGAAGAUACAUACUUUGACAGCAUGCGUAUACUUUCAUGAAAAUUAUUUAAUGAAAUAUACUAUCCUGUAUAUAAUAGUCAUUUGUAAGUCAGAUGAAUUGUUGAAUAAAAACAUUUAAAUUACUUUGUUAAAAUCUUUUAGCUUAUCACUGAGACCUAUUGAUGCAUGAUAACAAUUGAGU